CUCUCUCCGUCUCUCUCUCUCUCUCUCUCUCUCUCUCUCUCUCUCUCUCUCUCUCUCCUCUCCUCUCUCCUUCUUUCUCUCCUUCUCUCUCUUUACACAACUUUUUCUCGCGGCACACGGCAAAACCACUAAUCAUUAAGAGGUGUGUGUACGUGUGUGUGUGUGCGCUUUGAUGAAUUUGAUGAAUGGCACGUAUUACAAGUAUUGAAAAAGAAGGAGGCCCACCGCUUCAUUAAUUAAUCUAAACUUUUAUUCCAAUUCACCUUGUUCGCAACGUCCCUUCCGUUGCCCAUCUCCAUGGCAACUCCGAGGAAAAAACACACAAUCAUCCCCACCGUCAUCCAUCAACGGUCCUCCCUAUGGCCCCCAGGUGCUGAAAGGGAGCAAGACGCUGGCCAUGUCUGUGUGCUCGGUGGGUCGUGUCCCCGGGGGCUACAUCACCAACCACAUCUACAGCUGGGUGGACCCCCAGGGCCGCUGCGUGUCUCCCCCUCCGCCCCGGACCAGCCGGACCCCGGCCCGGGGCCCGACGGCACCAGGCCCCCCCGCAGCGUGGAGGAGAGGACGGUGACCUUGAACAUGGACGAUGGCCGCUCCCUGGGCCUGAUGAUCCGUGGCGGGGCGGAGUACGGCCUGGGGAUCUUCAUCACGGGGGUGGACCCGGGCUCUGCUGCGGACGCCGGGGAACUGAAGGUGGGCGAUCAGAUCCUUGAGGUGAACGGGCGGGGCUUCGUGGCCAUCUCCCACGACGAGGCGGUCCACAUCCUGAAGACGUGCGUCCGUCUGCGCGUCCGGGUGCGCGCCGUCGGACGCCUGCCGCACGCGCGUACCGCCGUCGACCACACCCGCUGGAUCAGCAACCCCGCCGCCGCCGAGGGCCCCGACGCCGUCGCCAUGGCAACUGCUGCCGCUAUGACAGUAGCCAACAGCGGCGGACGGAGCCCCGACGUCAUCGCCGGCGCGGGCGGUCCCGGCGCCGCCCCGGUGGUCCGACCCACCUCGGCCCAGAGCACCGCAGCACUAGCGAAGCCCUCAGCGUGUAGGGCUCUGGGGCCCCCGGGUCCCCAGGUGAGUCUGGAGCAGCAGGCCUACCUCCUCCUGACGGACCUGGAGAGACAGACCAUGGCCUACUACCUCCAGGAGUACCACAAUGGACACAUAGGGGUGGAGCCGCUCACCAUGGCCCUGUUUGAGCUCUUCAACACUCACGCAAAGUUGUCCAUGAUGUCGGAGGUGCGGUCGCUGGUGGCUCCCCAGGAUCUGGAGGUCUACGACGGGCAUGUAUUGCGCCGCGAGCGGGAGGCUCACAGGGCCUGGCAUGGAGGCCUGGGGUCUUUCCACCCACAGGCCCACUAUGGCCUUGCGACCAACGACGGACAUGUCCACUUCUCCAAGAGCGAUUGCUCUGAGGAGGGUAAGAUGGAGCACAGUGAGGCAGCGUGUUUGAUGGCCUUGCAGGAUGUGGUGCUGGAAGAGGUGCGGCCCUCGUCUGCCUCUCCUCCAUGCCAGCACCAGUCUUCAGUGGGCCACGCCCCCCAGGAGCGGGGCCACGCCCCCAAAGAGCGGGGCCACGCCCCCCAGGAGCGAGGCCUCACCAGACGACCCUCUUCCCGUCCGGCCCGGCCAGGCUCCGCCUCCAGCAUGCUAUUCAAGGGCCCCACGCGGCUCCUCCAAGACUGCCUCCAACGGUCCCUUAAGGCCCUUCCCUCCCACACCCCAGCCCCAGCCCCCGCCCCGGCCCCGGCCCCCGCCCCCCAGCAGUCUCCGUCGGCAACGGUGGGCGAGCCGUCCCGCUGCGUCUGCCCCGGUCCUGGCCCGACCCGGCUCCAACCGGACCCCGCUCCCCAGGGCUCCCUCACGGCCCACCCCCGGCACGGCGACCCCCAGCUCCACCUCGCCUCAGAGCUGGACCAGCACCAGCUUCAGCACCUCUACCUCUACCACCACCACCACCCCCACGCCCACCACCACUUCCCCUACCCCUCGGCCCCGUACCAGGCGGGGCCCGACGCGGGGGUCCACACCUGCCCGGGGUUCCUGUACCGCCGGGACCCCUCCGGCUCCCCCGGCACGGAGGCCGUGGCGGCCGCUACACAGAGGUCCGCGUCCUACGAGCCCUUGUCCGACUCCUCCUCCUCCUGCGUCCUCCAGACCAGGUCCACGUCCUCGUCCAAAACGGUGUCUCCGAUGCCGUCCCCCCGGCCCUCGCCCCACCUCUCCCCCUGCCCGUCCCCUUGCCCCUCGGUGGUCAUGGCCACCCCGCCCCCUUGCAGCCCGGACCGGUCCUGCUCCCCGGCCCUCCUGCAGAGGGGGUCUGCCGCCGCCGUCGACGCAAACCUGCUGUCAGCCGAGUGCCGGCCCCAGCAGAGAGGCGCCACGCUGUCUCAGCUGUGGGACAGCGGGCAGACGCUGAGCGAGGACAGCGGCGUGGACAUCGCCGAGGCCGGGGGGGUUAGUAAGGACGGAAGCCCCCGACCCUGUAAGAGCCAGCCGGGACCAGCGCCAGGGGAGAGGCACCAGGGGAACCAGGGACCCCCGACCAACGGCCCCAACUCCCUGCACGCCCCCACACAGAGUGGGUCGGUGGUCUCUCUGCUGGCCCCCUCCACCCUAGUUCGCGUGAUGAAGAACACCAGCACCCUUGGAAUUGCCAUUGAGGGCGGAGCCAACACACGGCAACCGUUGCCACGCAUCGUCACCAUACAGAAGGGAGGCUCCGCCCACAGUGGCGGCCAGCUGCGGGUGGGUCACGUGAUCCUGGAGGUGAACGGCGUGUCGAUGCGUGGCCGCGAGCACCGGGACGCCGCGCGGGUCAUCGCCGAGGCCUUCAAGAACAAAGACUCAGACCACCUCGACUUCCUGGUGGCAGACCCCGACGUCUAGCCGCUCACGCUCAUUAAAAAAAAAGAAAAAAACCAAAAACUACAAAUAUUACAAACUUGAAACGAUACCAACAUUCUAGUGGUUAAAGGGUAAAGGAAAGUUUAGUUUGCAGGUGGAAAUUUGCUGGAUGAGUUUUCUUCUUAGCCACGAGAUUUGGAUUGGUUGAAUUUUUGGCAGUUUUCUGUUUUAGAAAGCGAUCACCACAGCAGGUUAUCUGAGGACGAAAAGAGGGGAAACCGUCGAUUCAUGAGGCGGGUAGAGAAUCCGUUCAGUGCGACGUCCAAACCCUCCUACGUUUAGACAAUACCAAGCUAGGGCAUUUUACUUUCUUAUCGUUUCACGAGAACAAAAAAAACAACUGUGUCGUCCUCGGCUUGCUCCACCUGGGCAGGCUUUGAGUAUAAAAUGAACACUACCAAGAUCCAAUGAUGAACUAUGUUCAGAAAUAAUGUUAAGCAUAUCAAACUGUCAUCUAAAAGGAAUAUUAAUGUUGCCAAAACUGAAGCAUGCUCAUUGCUCCGCCUUAAACACCAAAUGUAUAAUAUUUGUUAAUUUGUCAAAGAAAGAAAGAAAGAAUACGAUCAUCAACCAUUGGGUAACUGUUAGAUUGUCCCUUUCUGGCAUUUAUUGUAGUAACAAACUGUGAAGAAAAUAUUAUCUGGGUUCUAUCAAUUUUGUAGAGCUGUUUUGGGACUGGCCUUCCCAGGCCCAGAAAGAAAUGCUCAACAUAAGUUGAUACCACUCUGUGGAUUCAUUGUUUGUGGGCCUUCCGGGUAGUACACAGAUGGACAGUCAUCCUACCCACCAGGAAGGGAUGUGGUUUACAUUUUAUAACCUAACCGGUUCUGACGGAACAAGCUGUGCUUCUGCGGAGAGAAACACUGAGUCAUCUGUGGCCCAUGAGGUUUGACAAAUAGGAGGACAUCAAGCCAUCGCUACGAGCAACCACGCAUGAACUCCUUGAGCCUGUCUGGGAUUUGUAAUUCAGCAAAACAGAACUGUUGACGUGCCAAAGUCAUCCUAUGCAGCUUCAACAAUAAGUGGGAAGGAGAUUCACAACACAUACCCGUGACCGAAGAAACGUAUAUUUAAAAGUAUUUAUUUGCACUGGAAACAUGUGAUACGAUAGAAGUCUAUAUUUUUGUCGCUAUAUUAUUAGCAGAGUAUAUACAAUCGAUGGCUGAACGGUUGGGUCGAUCGGAUUGGUUAAUUGAUCGUCAUGGUUUUGGAAGUACUGAUGGAUGUUGAAUGCAUGGACUGCAGAACAACAACAGAGACUCAACUAAUACAUGGAAUGAUAUAAUCAAUCAAUAUCCAAUCACUAUUGUAAAAUGUGUAGAUAGUUAAAAACCGAUCCAAAUGCCAUCUUUUGUAAUGCUGGAAUGGUAUAGUAUGAUAAGAGUUCUCUAUAUAUAUAUUCCUCUAUAUAAUAUAGUAUCCUACAGAACCUUAUGUGAAUUCCAUUGCAUAGAUUAGUUUCUCUCUCAAACAGUUUUUGCCGAUUUUAGAGAGUUGCUUGUAUGCCAUAUGUACAAAAAUAUAUAAUAAUAAAAAGCUGUGCUCCAACUCCAUCCAGUCGCCCACGCGGUCCAGAUCAAAGCGGCAGGUAGAAUGCGCAGGUGAGCCUAGCACCAUGCUAAUGUGCAGUGAGACUGAUGAAUCCGUGGGCAGGGAGGAGUGCAGUGUUCCAGGGAAAUACAGUCCAGUAUUUUAGCUUCCACGUGGGCAGUGCUCUGCCACAGGGUGACAGGGAGAGAGAAGUGUGGGUGAAAAUUCAUCAGGAAAUCCAAAAAUAAAAUGAGACUUGCUAAAAUG
Molecule: messenger RNA, 4698 nt
Organism: Gadus macrocephalus (Pacific cod)
Lineage: Eukaryota; Metazoa; Chordata; Actinopteri; Gadiformes; Gadidae
Gene: whrnb
Product: whirlin b
Exons: 11
Coding region: 298-2883 (861 amino acids)
Cellular component (GO): cilium; plasma membrane; stereocilium tip
Molecular function (GO): protein binding
Source: RefSeq, a predicted model, not a curated record